AUGGCUGAAGCCGGUGGAGGUUAUCGUGUUGAAAUUGCCAAAACUGGCAGAGCAGGUUGCAAGAGUAACCUUUGUGGAAGAUCAAAGAUCGAACGUGGACAGCUUCGGUUUGGUUCGUUCGUUGAUUCUGGUCGCUUUCAAAGCUGGAUGUGGAGACACUGGGGUUGUGUUACUGAACGUGUUAUUCAAAAUGUAGAAACUAAGUUAGAAGGAAAUAUCGUCGACAACCUUGAUGGUUUUGAUGAAAUAGAGGAUGAGGAGGUUCAGCAAAAAGUUAUACGAGCUUUCAAACAGGGCCAUGUGGAUGAUGAAGAUGUGGAAGCUUCACGUUCUAUGGCACCAGAAGAUGACGAGAACGAAGAGGAAGAUACGAAAGAAGAAAAUUUGACCACGGAAGAAGAAGAAGAACCACUGGAAGAAGUCAAAGGAAAGCGAAAGCGUAGUACGAAAACUCCUUCUAAGAAAGCUGAACCCAAGUCAUCAAAGAAAGAUGCCAAAAAGCCAAAGCUUGAGGUUGUAAGCGACGAAGAGGCGGAAGAAUUGAAGGAUGAUGAAGAAGAAGAUGAGCUCUUGCCAGAAAAUGAUGAUGAUGAUGCUGAGGAGGAUGGCGCAGAUGAACGAGAUGGUAGUGACUCAGAGGAAAAGUCUCCUAAGAAAACGAUUGCCUCGGAACGCCCAAAGCGCUCAACUAGGGCGCCUGUUAAGUACGCUGAAAGCGGUGAAGAAUAUUCUGAUAGUGACUAG
Schizosaccharomyces osmophilus is the source of this 744-nucleotide messenger RNA. RefSeq names its product zf-PARP type zinc finger protein, G1-S transition regulator Hpz1 (gene hpz1). The record is from RefSeq and is a predicted model, not a curated record. Gene Ontology annotation, molecular function: DNA binding; zinc ion binding. NCBI's taxonomy places the organism in Eukaryota, Fungi, Ascomycota, Schizosaccharomycetes, Schizosaccharomycetales, Schizosaccharomycetaceae. The coding region runs from base 1 to 744 and encodes 247 amino acids. The transcript is spliced from 4 exons.